AUGACGACGAUCCCAAGCCGCUUGGCUCAGACCACAGCCAUCUCUAGGACGCUCGAGGAGGCUCGAAAGCGAUCCACAGCGCUGUACCGCAACUUCUAUCGAUCGGCCCCCGAGAUCUGCGCUUUGUACGCGCUCGAUGUGCCUCCUUCCACACUCCGUGCCAAAUUCCGCACGCAGUUCGAGAAGAACAAGACGGUGAGCGACCUUGCAGUGCUCGACUUGAUGCUUCUCAAGGCACAACAGGAGUACCAGGAGACGAUGAACGGUUGGAAGCAGAUUCCUCACAUCAUGAAGUGGUUUGCAGAAGAGGAGGGACCGGCACGACCCGAAAGCUUCUUGGACAAGUUCUACGCCUCUCGAGACGAAGGACGAGGACCGAUUGGCACCGGCGGCCUGUGCUCUCCGAGCGGCCUCGAGAUAGGGAAAAGAGCCAUGCUUGAAGCCAAGAACCACCACAUCUCGGCAGAGCAUCUGCUCGCGUCCAAGAUCGGCAAAGUGGCGCACCAUGCCAGGGAUUCGACUGCGAUCCCGGACAGCCAUCGAUCUAUGAAGCGGGAAGCCCACAAGCUCUAUAAGAGGUGGAACUCCAUCGUUUGGAGGCACGUGAAGGAGCUUCAGCGAUAA
Molecule: messenger RNA, 624 nt
Organism: Pseudozyma hubeiensis SY62
Lineage: Eukaryota; Fungi; Basidiomycota; Ustilaginomycetes; Ustilaginales; Ustilaginaceae
Product: potential mitochondrial Complex I, B14_14kd subunit
Exons: 4
Coding region: 1-624 (207 amino acids)
Biological process (GO): response to oxidative stress
Source: RefSeq, a predicted model, not a curated record